AUGGGAACAGAACUGUCCAAGAUUAGAAUGCAACAGCCUCUCAGAGAGCUGCUAAAAAAUCACGGAACUCCGCUAAAAGCGAAAACAGCUCGAACGUUUCUUGAUACAAUAGAAAAGGUUUCUCCGUGGUUUUUGGAUGAAGGAUUGUUAAAUAUCCCUCAAUGGGAGCAUUUGGGAGAAGAUCUGUGCAUGGCAGAGAAACAAAGGUCACUCCCUGUGGGAACUUUAGCCAUUUGGUCUUUGAUUAAAUCUUGUUUGCAGCAUAAAGAAAAACGAAACUUAAGAGGGCCUUUAGAAGAGGGAAGUCAGGUCAUAGAGGAGAUUAAAGAGGAACGGUCUUGUUCUCAUCACUCAGAAGGGAAGUGUGACUCAGAUGGGGAGGAUUCAGAAGAGGAACUUUCAGGGGAGGAACUAGAAAAGACAUUUGGGGAGCUAACAAUGCGAUCUGAGCGCUCUGAGUGCCCUCUAGUGCCUGUAACGCCUAGCGCACCGCAAAUGGAGUCAAUAAAAAAGGAACCUUAUAAUAGACAUCAAGGAUGGGCUUCUUUAACAUCUACCAUUUAUCCAGUGUUUGAGGAUGCACAGCAACAACGCUAUCACCAACCUUUAGAUUUCAAGAUGGUAAAACAAUUAAAAGAGGCUACCCCCAUGUACUUCUUCCUCUCCAACCUGUCCCUGGCUGACAUUGGUUUCAUCUCCACCAUGGUCCCAAAGAUGAUUGUGAACCUCCUAAAUCACAGCAGAGUCAUUUCCUAUGGGGGUUGCCUGACACAGAUGUCUGUUUUCAUCAUUUUUGGAUGCAUGGAUGAUCUGCUGCUGACCAUGAUGGCCUAUGACCGCUUUGUGGCCAUCUGUCACCACUUGCACUACUCAGUCAUCAUGAACCCUUGCCUGUGUGGCUUCAUACUUUUGCUGUCUCUUUUAAUUAGCCUUUUGGACUCCCAGCUGCAAAAUUUCAGUGUCUUAAACUUUUUCUACUUCAAGGAUGUAGAAAUUUCCAAUUUCUUCUGUGACCCUUCUCAACUCCUUAAUCUUACCUGUUCUGAAACUUUCUCCAGUACCAUUGUCAAGUGCUUUGUUUUUGCCAUAUUUGGUUUUAUUCCCAUUUCCGGAUCUUUUUUCUCUUAUUACAAAAUUAUUUCCUCUAUUCUGAGAAUCCCAUCCUCAAGUGGGAAGUACACCUUCUCCACCUGUGAGUCUCACCUGGCAGUUGUCUGUGUAUUUUAUGGAACUGGCCUUGAAAUGUACCUGGGCUCAGCUGUGUCACAUUCUCCCAGAACAGGUGCAGUGGUCUCAGUGAUGUACACACCCAUGCUGAAACCCUUCAUCUACAGCUUACAGAAUAAGGACUUAAAAAACUCCCUGGGGAGGCUGUGCAGCAGAUUGUACUGA
This is a messenger RNA of Sciurus carolinensis (gray squirrel), 1392 nucleotides long. Its product is annotated as olfactory receptor 18-like. Lineage: Eukaryota; Metazoa; Chordata; Mammalia; Rodentia; Sciuridae. Gene Ontology annotation, cellular component: membrane. The record is from RefSeq and is a predicted model, not a curated record. Gene Ontology annotation, biological process: viral process; G protein-coupled receptor signaling pathway. Gene Ontology annotation, molecular function: olfactory receptor activity; structural molecule activity.